Protopolystoma xenopodis is the source of this 1620-nucleotide messenger RNA. Lineage: Eukaryota; Metazoa; Platyhelminthes; Monogenea; Polystomatidea; Polystomatidae. The record is from the annotation of a GenBank genome assembly.
AUGGGGAGCGCAAACAUAAGUCCAAUUGCUUUCAUUUUCAUCAGAUUAACUUUUAUCUUUUUCAUUUUUGAAAUUACAUUACCUUCAGCUAACGGUGAAAAACUCGUCAAUGGAACUUGUCUACCUUCAAAGAACAUUAUUUGUAAUCCCGGAAUUAUUCUUCCAGUGUGGGAACCUGUUGAUAACCUUAGCACUGGUGAUCGAAUUGCUAGGUCGGCUGUUUACUUUUCGGCACUUAUGUACCUUUUUCUGGGUAUUUCUAUUAUUGCCGAUAGGUUCAUGGCGGCUAUAGAGGUCAUUACUUCUAAGGAAAAAGAAGUCACUAUAAAAAAGAAAAAUGGUGAAAAGCAGGUUAUUUCUGUAAGGAUUUGGAACCAGACCGUCUCAAAUCUCACUCUAAUGGCACUGGGUUCUUCCGCUCCUGAAAUUCUUCUUUCCGUUAUCGAAAUUAUUGGGAAAAGGUUUGAAGCAGGAGAGCUUGGUCCAGGAACUAUUGUUGGCUCUGCAGCAUUCAACCUCUUUGUCAUAAUAGGAUUAUGUAUUUUGGUAAUUCCUGAUGGUCAAGUAAGGCGCAUUAAACACCUUAGCGUAUUCUUUAUCACGGCUGCUUGGAGCGUAUUCGCGUAUUUAUGGCUAUAUUGCAUCAUUGCUGUUUUUUCUCCGGGAUUCGUUGAUGUAUGGGAGGCGGUACUGACGUUUUUAUUCUUCCCUGGCACAGUUAUUACAGCAUAUAUUGCAGACACAAGGAUUUUCUUCAAAAAGUUUUUAAGAAAGAGAUAUCAUGCAACUGGCAUAGUCAAAGCUAUCGCGGACGGUGAUAUUGAAAUUCCUGCAAACCACACAGAUGAAGUUGCCUAUACCGGGGGUGAAUUUGAUGAUGAAUACGAACACGAAAACCGUCGAUUGGAUUUAGUAGAAACCAUCAAAGAAAUUCGCAAAAAGAAUCCAAACAUUGAUCCAAAAACAUUGGAGGAGAUGGCUCAACGAGAAUUGCUAAACCGAGGCCCAAAAUCUCGUGCUUUCUAUCGUAUUAAAGCAACACGUCAGUUAACUGGUGGUGGAAAUGUUGUAAAGAAACAAAAGUAUGAUCACCGAAAAUCCCAAGAUGUUGAUGUUAAAGAAGAAUAUUCUGAAGACCUACAGAGAGUAUUCUUUAAUCCGGAUCAUUAUACUGUGAUGGAAAAUGUUGGAACCUUUUUGAUCACUGUCUCAAGACAAGGCGGUGAUCCAGAUGCGAUAAUUUCUGUCGAUUAUCAAACAUACGAUGGGACGGCUGAGGCUGGGACUGACUACAUUUCGGUAUCAGGAACUCUAACCUUUAACUCAGGGGAAAUGCAUAAGCAAUUUUCGAUUAGCAUUAUCGACGAUGAUGAGUUCGAAGAAGAUGAACAUUUUAGUGUGCGUCUUAGCAAUCUCAAAGUUAUCCGGUCAUUUGGAACUCUGGAUGCUCGCUUAGUGGAACCAACAACUGCCACGAUUAUGAUUCUCGAUGACGAUCAUUCUGGCGUGUUUCAUUUUGAGUUUCCUGAAAUCAAGGUGCCCGAGUCGAUAGGAUUUGCAGAAAUCAAAGUUAUUCGCUCCUCAGGUAAUGCUCGGUACUUUUUUAUUUCCUUUUAUUAA